Xenia sp. Carnegie-2017 is the source of this 864-nucleotide messenger RNA. RefSeq names its product cholecystokinin receptor-like. Gene Ontology annotation, molecular function: G protein-coupled receptor activity. Gene Ontology annotation, cellular component: membrane. The coding region runs from base 1 to 864 and encodes 287 amino acids. The record is from RefSeq and is a predicted model, not a curated record. The transcript has a single exon. Lineage: Eukaryota; Metazoa; Cnidaria; Anthozoa; Malacalcyonacea; Xeniidae. Gene Ontology annotation, biological process: G protein-coupled receptor signaling pathway.
AUGGCGUGGAAUAAUUCUACGAUCCAAGCGUCUCAAAAUAUUUCAAACAACACAUAUUCAAGUGACGACUAUGGACAGGAGAAUAUAGCCGUUAAAGUAACGAAGUUUAUUCUGUAUGCAUUCGUCUUCGUCGUGGGUUUUGGCGGCAAUUCCAUGGUUAUAUGGAUGACGAUAUAUAAGAAAAAAGUCACCCGGACUUUUCAUAAUUUGCUGUUAUGCAAUUUGGCAAUAGCUGACAUUUCCUUGCUCGCAAUAAAUCUACCGUUUCGUCUUGCCUAUCAAGAAAACAACUACGUUUGGCCUUUUGAAAGCGUCUUGUGCAGAAUCAUACCGUCGUUCAUGUAUCUUUUUCUGACGUUGUCUUCGUUGACAUUGAUCAUGUUGUCUUUGGAAAGAUGUAGAAAAAUUAAUUCUUCGACCGUUACGAAGGAUACUGUGACAAAUUUUCAUAUCUUGCUGGUGUCUCUGUUAUGGGUAGCCUCUUCUGUAGUAACACUUCCGUUAUUUAUUUUUCUAACUGUGGUACAUCGAAAUGGAAAUCCUGUGUGCUCAGACAUAUGGCCAUCAAAAAUAUUCGAGCAAGCCUACUUCACGGUCUUAUUCGUAGUAGAAUUUUUUAUUCCUACUAUCGUAAUGAUCUUCGUUUAUGUUAAUGUUGGAAUAAUACUGCGAAGAAGUCAUGGUAAACUUCGAAAACUUGGACUGUUUAAUAAGAAGAACAAGCAUCGAAAGGUAAGGAUGUUGGAAUGUAUUCGCGAGAAUUUAUCAGUUGCAUGGAAGUUUCAGGAUCGAUGCAAAAAAUCCAUGAACGACGAUCACGCAUGCUGUCAUGCGUACUUCGACAUGCACUUUUUCAUUUUAUAG